GUUCCAAAAAAAAGGAAACAAUAUUAUAAUUUUCAUCAGUCAGACCAUUAAGUGUAUAUAAGAAGCUUAUUGAAGCUGGAGUGAGCUUCAUAAAGUUAACCAAGAAAUAUAUAUAAUCUAUAUAUAUAUAUGUGUGUGUGUGUAUAUAAAUGCACAGUCUUUUUUAUUUUAUGUUUUUCUACAUUAGGGUUUUCACUUUUGGGGAGGUCAAAUGUCAAAAGCUGGUUUGGUAGGUUUGUUGUGAAGUAGUGAAAAAUGGUAUCAAAAUCAUACUCAAACCUCUUGGAUUUCGCCUCCGGCGAGGCUCCAUCCCCAUCUUUUAGCCGGAUGACCCACCGGAUUCCACGUAUUAUGACUGUUGCUGGUAUAAUUUCUGAUCUGGACGAUGACCCAUCAGAGAGUGUGUGCUCUGACCCCUCAUCAUCCUUGGUCCAGCGUGAUCGAAUAAUCAUUGUAGCCAACCAGUUGCCAAUAAGGGUGCAGCGGAAACCCGAUAAUGGCAAGGGGUGGAUUUUCACUUGGGAUGAGAAUUCACUUCUCCUUCAAUUGAAAGAUGGGUUGGGUGAUGAUGAGCUUGAUGUUAUAUAUGUGGGUUGUCUCAAGGAAGAAAUUCAUCCAAAUGAACAAGAUGAGGUGUCACAGAUACUUCUUGAGACGUUCAAGUGUGUGCCCACUUUUUUACCGCCUGAUCUGUUUAGUAAAUACUACCAUGGGUUCUGCAAACAACAGUUGUGGCCUUUGUUCCACUACAUGUUGCCCCUCUCACCAGACCUUGGCGGUAGAUUCAAUCGCUCGCUGUGGCAAGCUUAUGUGUCAGUUAAUAAGAUUUUCGCAGAUAGGAUUAUGGAAGUGAUUAACCCGGAAGAUGAUUUUGUGUGGGUUCAUGAUUAUCAUCUAAUGGUUCUGCCCACCUUCUUGAGGAAGAGGUUCAACAGAGUUAAACUUGGGUUUUUUCUCCAUAGCCCUUUUCCCUCUUCGGAAAUUUACAAGACUUUGCCCAUCAGGGAGGACCUUUUGCGGGCUCUUCUGAAUGCUGAUUUAAUUGGGUUCCAUACUUUCGACUAUGCCCGUCAUUUCCUCUCGUGUUGUAGUCGGAUGCUUGGCUUGUCUUAUGAAUCAAAGCGGGGCUAUAUAGGCCUUGAGUAUUAUGGUCGGACUGUUAGUAUAAAAAUUCUUCCAGUUGGUAUCCAUAUGGGCCAGCUUCAGUCGGUCUUGAGCCUUCCAGAGACCGAAGCAAAGGUUGCCGAGCUUGUCAAGCAGUUUUGUGAUCAAGAUAGGAUAAUGUUACUUGGGGUGGAUGAUAUGGACAUAUUUAAGGGCAUUAGCCUGAAGCUAUUGGCGAUGGAACAGCUGCUUGUGCAGCACCCAGAGUGGCAAGGGAAGGUUGUUUUAGUGCAGAUAGCCAAUCCAGCUAGGGGCCGAGGCAAAGAUGUGAAAGAAGUUCAGGCUGAGACAUAUUCAACAGUGAAGCGGAUUAAUGAAACCUUUGGGAAACCAGGGUAUGAACCCAUUGUCUUGAUUGAUCAGCCUCUCAAGUUUUAUGAGAGAAUUGCUUAUUAUGUUGUGGCUGAGUGUUGCUUGGUCACAGCUGUCAGGGAUGGUAUGAAUCUCAUACCUUAUGAAUAUGUAAUUUGUCGCCAAGCAAAUGAUAAAUUAUUAAAGACUUUGGGGAUAGAACCAUCCACCCCAAAGAAGGGCAUGUUAGUCGUGUCCGAGUUCAUCGGAUGCUCCCCAUCUUUGAGUGGAGCAAUUCGAGUAAACCCAUGGAAUAUUGAUGCAGUGGCAGAGGCAAUGGACUGUGCGCUGGAAAUGGCCGAGCCAGAAAAACAACUACGGCAUGAGAAGCAUUAUAGAUAUGUUAGUACCCAUGAUGUUGGAUAUUGGGCUCGUAGUUUCUUGCAAGAUUUGGAGAGAACGUGUAAGGAUCAUGUGCGGUGUAGGUGCUGGGGUAUUGGAUUUGGGUUGAGUUUCAGGGUUGUUGCACUUGACCCUAGUUUCAGGAAGCUCUCAAUGGAAUACAUUGUUCCUGCUUACAGAAGGACUAUAACUAGGGCAAUUCUUCUUGAUUAUGAUGGCACCUUAAUGCCGCAAGCUUCAAUCGAUAAGAGCCCAAGCUCUAAAACCAUCGAGAUGCUAAACAGUUUGUGUAGAGACAAGAACAAUAUGGUUUUCAUUGUCAGUGCGAGAAGCCGGAUCAUGUUGGCAGAAUGGUUUUCUCCUUGUGAAAAGCUCGGGAUUGCAGCUGAGCAUGGCUGUUUUCUAAGGUUGAAGCGGGGUGAGGAAUGGGAAACAUGUAUAUCGUUGAUAGAUUGUAGCUGGAAGCAGAUCGCAGAACCAGUGAUGAAGCUUUACACAGAGACAACCGAUGGUUCCACGAUUGAAGAUAAGGAAACUGCACUUGUCUGGUGUUAUGAAGAUGCAGAUCCUGAUUUCGGAUCUUGCCAAGCCAAGGAACUUCUUGAUCAUCUUGAAAGUGUGCUUGUUAAUGAACCAGUCACAGUCAAGAGUGGGCAAAAUAUUGUGGAGGUUAAGCCACAGGGUGUAAGCAAAGGACUUGUUGCCAAACGAUUACUUUCCACCAUGCAAGAGAGGAAUAUGACACCAGAUUUUGUCCUGUGCAUAGGAGACGAUCGAUCUGAUGAAGACAUGUUCCAGAGACAGGCAGGGGACAAAGGGACCAGAAAUUCGCUAUUUUGUCGUUCAUUUUCAAGGAAGCGGAAAAAUAGCAGCGGUGUAUUUUUGAUCACUCGGUAUAGUUGGGCGUUUCUUAUGACCCAGCUGUUGUCUUCCUUCUCCUGGCUUCAUCUGUGGGGCUAUCUGGUAAGAAAGUUCAGUAUUUUAUGUUCCAAGUAUAUGAAGUAUUUCUCGGGCCCUUGUUGCCAAGGCUAAGAAUGUAUGGUCUCAAUCUUUGUAUGCUCUCACAUGUUUACUUUCUCAUGGAUUGUAUUGUUCACUUGAUUUUUCGGAGAAAUUAUUACAUGGUUCCGGCCAAGUUGAGCUCUAAAAAGCAGCAGCAGCAGCUGUCAGUGAGCUUUCCUAAUGUUCAAUGGUAAGAGAAGGGUGGAAUUCAUUCUUUCUUUUGUUGAAUCUUGCUUUUUCACCUGCAAGUGCAAGUUGUGAUUAGUCGGGACUCUGUAGUCCCAGACCAUGUAAAAAUUGUGUGACGAAUUGUGAUCCACCGGGAACAUGUAAAAAUUUCUCUGGUUUUUCUAGGUACGAGGCUUCAUAACAUUGUUACUUUGACU
Cornus florida is the source of this 3245-nucleotide messenger RNA. Its product is annotated as alpha,alpha-trehalose-phosphate synthase [UDP-forming] 6-like. Bases 256 to 2889 code for a protein of 877 amino acids. The transcript is spliced from 5 exons. Lineage: Eukaryota; Viridiplantae; Streptophyta; Magnoliopsida; Cornales; Cornaceae. Gene Ontology annotation, molecular function: catalytic activity. The record is from RefSeq and is a predicted model, not a curated record. Gene Ontology annotation, cellular component: cytosol. Gene Ontology annotation, biological process: trehalose biosynthetic process.